UUACACAGGUCUUACUGCAGACGGCGCUGUGACUUCACGGUGCAUUCAUAACAAACCCAGAAGAACAGUCUCUACGGUGUGUUUUUUCGUGGAUGGCCUCUUUUGGAUUAAGCCUGUCAAAACUCCACCGAAACGAGAGAAACGUGCUAUAAAGUAACUGACUGAGUAUUGAUCUAAACAGACAGUCGCUGUUCCUGGGUCCCUCAGAAAUACAGUUUUCACCAUGAAUGAAAUUACCAUAGUCAGAGAGGGUUGGCUACACAAAAGAGGUGAAUAUAUCAAAACAUGGAGGCCUAGGUAUUUCAUCCUGAAGAGUGAUGGUUCUUUUAUCGGCUACAAAGAGAAACCUGAUCUAAGUGACCAGGCUUCACCACCACUUAACAAUUUCUCUGUGGCAGAAUGCCAAUUAAUGAAGACAGAAAGACCCCGGCCCAACACUUUUGUCAUCCGUUGCCUACAGUGGACCACUGUCAUUGAACGCACCUUCCAUGUGGAUAGCAAUGAGGAGAGAGAGAAAUGGAUGCAGGCAAUCCAGUCCGUGGCAAAUAACCUAAAGAUGCGUGAACAGGAAGAUGAUGAACCAAUGGAUGUGUUUGGUUCACCUACCGACAGCAGCCUGGAGGAAAUGGAGGUGGCUAUGUCCAAGAGCCGUACCAAAGUGACAAUGAGUGACUUUGAGUACCUGAAGCUGCUCGGCAAGGGGACAUUUGGUAAAGUAAUUUUGGUCAAAGAGAAGUCCACUGGAGUACAUUAUGCCAUGAAAAUAUUACGCAAAGAGGUCAUAAUAGCAAAGGAUGAGGUGGCCCACACAGUGACAGAGAGCAGAGUGUUACAAAACACACGACAUCCCUUCCUUACGACACUCAAACAUGCCUUCCAAACCCACGACCGGCUCUGUUUUGUUAUGGAGUAUGCCAACGGAGGCGAGCUCUUUUUUCAUUUAUCACGAGAACGAGUCUUCACAGAAGACCGUGCGCGCUUCUAUGGUGCAGAAAUUGUGUCAGCACUCGAGUACCUACAUUCACGAGAUGUUGUUUAUCGUGACCUGAAGUUGGAAAAUCUAAUGCUGGACAAAGAUGGGCACAUCAAAAUUACUGAUUUUGGUCUUUGUAAGGAGGGUAUUACACCUGAUGCUACGAUGAAAACCUUCUGUGGAACCCCAGAGUAUCUGGCACCUGAGGUCCUAGAAGAUAAUGACUACGGCCGGGCUGUUGACUGGUGGGGUUUAGGUGUAGUCAUGUAUGAAAUGAUGUGCGGCCGUCUACCUUUCUACAACCAGGACCAUGAGCGUUUGUUUGAGCUGAUUCUCAUGGAAGAGAUUCGUUUUCCCAGGAAUUUGUCACCAGAGUCCAAAGCCCUGCUUGCUGGCUUGCUUAAGAAGGAUCCAAAGCAAAGGUUAGGUGGCGGUCCCAAUGAUGCCAAAGACGUAAUGGGUCACAAAUUUUUCAUUACCAUCAACUGGGAGGAUGUGGUACAGAAAAAGCUAACCCCACUCUUCAAACCGCAAGUGACAUCAGAAACAGACACUCGCUACUUUGAUGAAGAGUUCACAGCACAGAUGAUUACCCUUACUCCUCCAGACAAGUAUAAUAGUCUGGAGUGUGAGGACCCCAGCCAGCAAGCACAUUUUCCCCAGUUCUCCUACUCUGCUAGCAUCAGAGAAUGAUGCAUCUUUGACAGGCACACAUACACAAAGCAUGAACACCUUGGUCACAUCCCUUCCAUCUGUAAAAGGACCAGUACCUCUUCUUUUAAUAAGGUUUUGGUCUCGGCAGGAUCUCAGGUGUGACUGUAAUGUUCAGUAGGACCCCCUGCCCUCCACACUACAGACAAGUCCUGGCCCAGUCAUUGGCUGGAAUAUAUUGAACUGGAAUUUAGUACCUCACAUAGGCAUGAACAUGAAAAGGAAAUCAAGAAUGUGUGUUGCACCUUCAGGUGGCCUAUAACCUGCUGCUGCUUUUUUCAGGCUGCAACCCCCAGUGAUUUUUGUAAUGCUCCACGCUCUAUGAGAAACAGAUGGUUUCCUCAUGGUAUUUCAAGUGCUCUUCUCUGGAAGUAGCUGUUACUACUGUACACUAUACUAAGUGUGUGUGUGUGUGUGUCUUUCUCUCACUCUUUCUCUGUGGGUGUCUUUGUGGGUCCGUUUAUGUGUCUAGUUUUCUUUUCUUAAAAAGAGGUUUUAAGUUCAAAGUUAACAGCGGUUUAGCCUGACUGGACGGGAGCUGAGUUUGUAUGUGUGACAUGUCAUAGAACAGGACACUUGUCAGAAGUAUGAGGAGCUGUGGAAAUGUAACAAUCGGUAAAGCUUUGACAAGAUGAAGGGUAUGCAAAGAAAACAAAUAAGAAUCUGCCAUGUGUGGCACAAUAAUGAACUAUAAAGCACAAGCAUGAAUUGUAUUUGAAUGUUUGAGUAAACGUUUGGACUGUCUUGUCAAGGCUUACAUUAGCAUCAGGUGGUUGGAAUACAAACCUAGUGUAAUAUUUCCAAUUGAUCCAUUAAUGUUAUGCUUUUAAGCGUUCUUGACCUACAGAGCUUUGCCAUGGCUGACACCUCAUGCAUUUUCAUCCCAUCUUCAUGGAAAACAUUGUGUAGGAGAUCUAACCGCUGCUCUCCACAGAAAAGAAAAGCUACAGGUGUUGUUCUGCAAACACAGUGUGUCAUGAACAUUGUCCAUUGUGGCAUUUUGAGGUUAAAUUUAACUUGGAUGCCUCAUCUUUAGUCAUUACCAAUGUGAAAUGGUACCGAGGAUGAUACGACGCAUCGGUGCUUCACUUCGUGCAAAGAUCCAGCUCAACUCCACAUAGCCUGUUUUAGAUUGUUGUUCUUCUCCUGCUUUGUUUUACUUUUAGCUUAAAAACAUUUUCAGUUGAAUGUAAUUUUAAAAGGCAGUUAUUCAAUACACCUUUAACUGUUUUACUACA
This is a messenger RNA of Betta splendens (Siamese fighting fish), 2922 nucleotides long. Its product is annotated as RAC-beta serine/threonine-protein kinase-like. The transcript is spliced from 14 exons. Gene Ontology annotation, biological process: protein phosphorylation. The coding region runs from base 224 to 1666 and encodes 480 amino acids. NCBI's taxonomy places the organism in Eukaryota, Metazoa, Chordata, Actinopteri, Anabantiformes, Osphronemidae. The record is from RefSeq and is a predicted model, not a curated record. Gene Ontology annotation, molecular function: ATP binding; protein serine/threonine kinase activity.